Benincasa hispida (wax gourd) is the source of this 3072-nucleotide messenger RNA. Its product is annotated as inactive TPR repeat-containing thioredoxin TTL3-like. The record is from RefSeq and is a predicted model, not a curated record. Lineage: Eukaryota; Viridiplantae; Streptophyta; Magnoliopsida; Cucurbitales; Cucurbitaceae. Gene Ontology annotation, cellular component: cytoplasm. Gene Ontology annotation, molecular function: protein binding.
UCAAUCUUUUUCUUGAAAAAGAUUCAUUUUUCCCACUAAAUUAUUGGAAAUUGAUGGAACCCAUUAAACCAAGAAUCGAAAAUAGGUGAAGAAAGAACAAUAAUUCAAGAUUAUUCUCGAAUAACAGUCUAGAGAAAAAAAAAAAAACAGAAUGCAAUCCUCUGGAGGAUAGAGAAAAAUGAUAAAUUAAGAGAAUGUAGGCGCAUAAAUAUAUAUAAUGUAUGAUAUAUAAUGGUUGAAAAUAGUUGAAAAUGGUGAUUGUUAAGUAAACGGGUAGCCGUAGAGACGAGGAGAGAAAGAUAAGAAAGCGGUGCUCUUGAAGAAGGAAAGAAAAUUCGAAGAAGAAAAAGUAUGGAAAUCUGAAAAAGAAAUUGUAAAGAAAUUUUAACAAAAUUAGUCGAAUUUGUUUCUCUUUGUAGAUUCAUUCCUUGCUUCCUUCUUUAAUUUCACGGGAUCCCCAUUUUCUUCUUCUUCUUCUUCCAUGUCUUUCUCAGACCCCUUCUGUUUUUCUAUUUCUCUGUUUUCGUUCUCUCUUUGUCCCCCUUUCUCUAUAUUGUUCAUCCAAUAACAACAGCGAUAUAACCCAGAAAGGAGUUUCUGUUUCUUUUUAUGGUAAUUGGGUUUUGUUUUUUGGUUGUAAUUUGCGAAGCAAUGUCUCACACUGUGAAAUCGAUUCAAGAAAUGGGUUCUGAUUCUUUAACUGGGCGGUUUCGUGAUGGGUUUAGUUUGGGGGAUAAUAAGCCUGAUGUGAAAGAUCACGAUCUGAGUUCACCGGUUUCGCCAUUAAUGAUGACUCGGAGCUCGGUUACUGGUGACAAUGGCUAUGGGAUUGGUGGGCCUAACACUUCUAGUAGCAGUUCAAGCUCAUCUGGUUCUGUUACGGGAAAAACUAAUAAUACCCAAAUGGGUAAAAGAUUUGAGGGUAAAUCGAACAAUCAUUCAGGGGAGCUUUCAGUGUCGUCGGAGACGAGUCCUAGUGGCUCCGAUGGCCACCGAUCCGCCGCCGCAUUGCGGAAUUCGAGACCAGGUCACCGACGGUCGUUUUCGACCGGAUCGCCACUAAUCUACUCAGGUAAAACUCUUACAAGUACGAGCAAUGGAGUGAAUGGGAAUGGAAUCAACUCCGUCUCUUCGAACCCUAACAGCAACGUGUUUCCGAGCGGCAACAUUUGCCCUUCCGGCAAGGUUUUGAAGGCCAACAUUGCGCAUAGAACCCCUAAUCGAACUGAUACGUUGGGCUCCGGCACAGGGAAUUAUGGCCACGGCAGCAUUAUUCGUGGCGGUGGUGGCAGCGGAGGAGCCAAAUUGGGUAGUCCAGGAAAUCAUGCUGAAGGGAAUUUUGGGUCUGGGAAUUUGCAAUUUGGUAGUGAAACUUUGAUGGUUAAAAGGGCGAUGGCGAGCUCCGAUCCAGAGGAGGUUAAAAGGGCUGCGAAUGAAUUGUAUAGAAGAGGGAAUUUUGUAGAAGCUUUGUCGUUGUAUGAUCGUGCAAUUUCGUUGUUCCCGGAAAAUGCUGCUUAUCGGAGCAACCGGGCGGCGGCGUUGACUGCACUUGGUCGGCUGGGGGAGGCGGUGAGAGAGUGUGAGGAGGCUGUGAGGCUCGAUCUCGGUUAUGGGAGGGCGCACCAGCGGCUUGCUGCUCUUUAUCUUCGCUUUGGACAGGUAGAGAAAGCUCGGAGUCAUCUUCUUUUCUCCGGGCAGCCAGAUCAGUCUGAGUUGCAGAAGUUGAAGUUGCUCGAGAAGAUAUUGAAUCAGUGUGCAGAAGCUCGAAAAGCCGGUGACUGGAAGAGUGCUUUAAAGGAAUCUGAAGCAGCAAUAGCAGCUGGAGCAGAUUUCUCUCCGCAGCUUGUUGCAUGUAAAGCCGAAGCCCUUUUGAAGCUCCAUCAGCUUGAAGAUGCUGACUCCUGCCUAUCAAAUAUUCCUAAGUUGGAAACUCUGGCUUCAUGCUCACAAACCAAGUUCUUGGGUAUGCUUGCCGAAGCUUACGUGUUCUAUGUUCGUGCCAUGGUUGAGAUGGCAUUGGGAAGGUUUGAUAAUGCAGUUCUGGCGGCUGAGAGAGCUGGCAAGAUUGACUUCAAUAAUCUUGAAGUUGCAAACUUGUUAAGCACCGUGAAAAUGGUGGCAAGAGCACGUUCUCGAGGUUUUGAUCUUUUUAGCUCUGGAAGAUAUACAGAAGCCUGUACAGCUUAUGGAGAGGGCCUCAAGUAUGAUAGUUCAAAUCACGUUCUUUAUUGUAAUCGAGCGGUAUGUUGGGCGAAGAUUGGACUGUGGGAACAAUCUGUUGAGGACUGCAAUCAAGCCCUCAAAAUCCAACCGAACUACACGAAGGCCCUUCUUCGCAGAGCCACUUCAAAUGCAAAGCUUGAAAGAUGGGAAGAUGCUGUGAAAGAUCUAGAGUUUUUGAGGAGAGAACUUCCUGGAGACAAUGAGGUUGCUCAAUCUCUACAUCAAGCACAGGUUGCAUUGAAGAGAUCUCGUGGAGAGGUAGUUGAUCAUAGAACAGUAAGUGGUGAGGUAGAGGAAGUUUCUACUCUCGAUAAACUGAAGGCUGCGAUUUCAUCAACCGGUGUUUCAGUGGUUCAUUUCAAAGUUUCAAACAACAUAUGUGACGAAACAUCUGCAUUUGUGAAUAUGCUAUGCAUACGCUACCCUUCUGUUAAGUUUAUAAAGGUGGAUGUGGAGGAGAGUGUGGCCUUAGCGAAGGCUGAAGGCAUAAAAACCGUUUCAGCAUUCAAGAUUUACAAGAAUGGAGAGAAGUUGAUUGAAAUGAUCCGUCCUAGCCACCAUUUUUUGGAGGACUCAGUGAGAAGUUGUAUUCUUCAACAAACACUCCCAGCAUUAUCUCAUGGUUCAAACCUCUACAACAUUUGAAUGGUAACUCUUUAUCAUACAAAAGAAGCUAGUAAUUUUACCUGUAACAUAAUCAACUACAUAAUUGUUUCCUAGAAUUCUAGGCAGAGGAACCCUCGGAGACUAAAAGUUUCUUACUUCACAUUUGCGGAAAUUUAUUUCUUCCAUUUGUAAUAUUCAAGCAUAUUCUUCCUUUAUUUGAAUCCCAUUUAUUUUUGGCCUAUA